AUGAAUGUUCAAGCAGUCGAAUCGACAAAGGGUCGAUCUCUUUAUCGAGCGAAUGGAUUCCUCUAUGAGCUCGAGGAGAAAAUCCUCGAGAAGCUGUACUGUCGAUGCGUUCAGAAAAGAUGGCGAAAUUGUGGCGCCAGGAGCAUUCUCUGCAAGGCACCGGAGCCCACCAUAGUCAGACUCUCAGGCGCGCACAAUCACGAACCGGACGACGAGAAAUUCUUGAGACUGUCAGCGGUAGCGAAAAUGAAAAAAGUCGUCGUUGAUCAGCCAGAUCGAGGAGUGAAGGAGGUCUACGCAGAAUCUCUAAUCUCGGUGGUAUCGGAGUUGCGAGAUGACUUCAACGAUGAGGAAAUCGGACUUUCUGUGCCGAUUUUCGCAUCCGUGCGUCGCAAGCGUGGCUCUAUAAGGCCACGUCUCCCGAUGAGCAGGAGCGACAUCGAACUCGACGACGUUUGGACGAAGACUCUCGAUGGCGAACCCUUCCUGCUCAUUGACGACGGCGGGGAAGAUCGAAUUCUUGGUUUCUCAACUAGAGAGAUGAUUUUCGCUCUGUGUGAAGCGGAAACUGUCUUCAUGGAUGGCACUUUUCGAGUAGUUCCUGAACUGUUCCUACAACUCUAUAGCUUACACGCUUUCUACAGAGGCCAGAUGGUUCCUCUGGCCUUUUUCUUGCUACCGGACAAACGGAAGGACACCUAUCGGCGCAUGUUCGUGCUAUUGAAGAAUUACGCCGCGUCGAUUGGCAGAUCCUUCGAUCCCAGGAGCUUCCGAUUGGACUUCGAAACAGCCGUUGUCCGAGUGAUCGACGAAAUGUUUCCCUCAGCCGAGGCGAAGGGCUGCCUAUUCCAUUUUGGUCAGGCAUUGUGGAGAAAAGCUCAAGCUCUGGGGUUGAGUUGCUUCAAUGAGGAUGCCGAGGUUAAACGCUUCCUGCGAUGUGUGAAGGCAAUGGCUCUCGUACCUGUGAUCCAUCUUGAUGACGUCUGGCUCGAAAUCAACGCACAAUCUCCAGAAAUAACUCAUCCCGCGUAUCCGGCCGUGGAGCGCUUCAAAGAGUAUUUCAUCCAUACUUGGCUACAGAAUGAGACAAUCUUCCCGCGCUCGCUUUGGAACCACUAUCGAAAUUUCGGAGCACGCACAACCAAUCAUUUAGAGGCCUGGCACAGAGGUUUGAAUGCGCUCAUCCGAAAAAUGCAUGUUAAUGUUUUCCAAAUGGUCAAGCGACUCCAGCAUCAAGAACGAAAGUAUAAGAUUCUCAUGCUACAACUAAGGAUGGGCCAAGCACCUUCCCCGCCUACCAAAAAGUAUCAAAACCUGCAUGAAAACCUGAUGAAAUUCGUCGACCAGAAUGAAUCAAGCGAAAUUUCCCUGAUGCAGUAUGUGACCGCAGUGGCUUUCAACUUGCACGCUGAUUCUCCAACGAGCAGUGGCUCUUGA
Messenger RNA from Galendromus occidentalis (western predatory mite), 1437 nucleotides. RefSeq lists its product as uncharacterized. The record is from RefSeq and is a predicted model, not a curated record. NCBI's taxonomy places the organism in Eukaryota, Metazoa, Arthropoda, Arachnida, Mesostigmata, Phytoseiidae. Bases 1 to 1437 code for a protein of 478 amino acids. The transcript is spliced from 2 exons.